Messenger RNA from Oncorhynchus masou masou (cherry salmon), 576 nucleotides. Its product is annotated as acidic leucine-rich nuclear phosphoprotein 32-related protein. The transcript is spliced from 4 exons. The coding region runs from base 1 to 477 and encodes 158 amino acids. Gene Ontology annotation, molecular function: protein binding. NCBI's taxonomy places the organism in Eukaryota, Metazoa, Chordata, Actinopteri, Salmoniformes, Salmonidae. The record is from RefSeq and is a predicted model, not a curated record.
AUGUGUGUGAGUGCCUGUGAGCUGAACCUGUCCUAUCAGGACUUGGGAGAUCCGUUCCAGCAGGAUAACUUCAGUCGGAUCCUGAGGAGGCUGAUCCGAGUGGAGAGACUGCAGCUGAUCAGUAACUCCCUCACAGACCUGAGUUCUAUAUGCCUGCCAAGGUGCCGAAGCCUGAAUCUGCAUCGUAACCACCUGACAUGUGUACGUCAGCUGCCGAAGCUCCCGGCUCUGGAGCACCUGUGUCUCUCUGAGAACAGCAUCUCCACACUGAGGGGGCUGGGGGCUCUGGGAACCAGCCCACUCCACUCCCUCACACUCAGAUCUAACCCUGUCAACUACAUACAGGACUACCGUGCACGUGUGUUCUCUUGUUUGCCAAAACUAAGAGUUCUGGAUGGAAUCCCCAAGCUGCCAGAAGAUUCCAUGCCUCCUGGACUCCAACUCCCAGCAGCCACCAGGAUGUGUAACGUUCUGUGACAACAAACUAAGGGGCUUUGGAAAUUCCAUAAAUAAUAAUAAAAGUAAUUCCAUAAAUAAUAAUCAAAGUAAUUCCAUAAAUAAUACACUGACAAUAUU